Musca vetustissima is the source of this 3062-nucleotide messenger RNA. RefSeq lists its product as uncharacterized. Bases 3 to 3062 code for a protein of 1019 amino acids. The record is from RefSeq and is a predicted model, not a curated record. The transcript is spliced from 9 exons. NCBI's taxonomy places the organism in Eukaryota, Metazoa, Arthropoda, Insecta, Diptera, Muscidae. Gene Ontology annotation, cellular component: cytosol. Gene Ontology annotation, molecular function: protein binding.
UCAUGGGAAGAUCUCAGGAUUUAUUGGAUGCAGCAAGAACUGGCAAUAUUAGUGUUGUUGCCAAAAUUCUGGAGCAUUAUGCCAAAAAAGGAGGUCCACUUUCUAGUUUUCGACGCAGUCCCAGUAUAAAUGCACAGGAUAUGAAUGGUUACACCCCGCUACAUCAUGCCUGCCUAAAUGGUCACGAAGAAAUUGUACGCCUCCUAUUGGCUAGCGAUGCUGCCACCGAUAUACCAGAUAUACGUGGUUCAACGCCACUUUAUUUGGCAUCAUGGGCAAAUAAACCAGAUAUUGUAAAAAUGCUGUUAAUGCAUCCCCGCCGACCGGCAAAUCCCAAUGCACAAAAUUCACAAAAUGAAACACCACUGCAUUGUGCUGCCGAGCAUGGUCACAAUGCUGUUGUUGCAAUACUCUUAGCCUAUGGUGCUGAUCCAACAAUACGUAAUAAUAGUUUUCAAACUGCAUUAGAUUUGGCAUCACAAUUCGGACGAUUACAAGUGGUACAAUUAUUGAUACGAACACAUCCUGAAUUAAUUGAACCAUUUCGUGUGUACGACGAAAUGGUGGCUUUGGAGAAUGGUCAUUCACCACCGUAUACGAUAACACCAACCAAACAUAUUUAUACACAUUCAUGUUUACAUUUGGCGGCACGUAAUGGUCAUAAAAAAGUUGUCGAAACACUACUGGCAGCCGGUGUUGAUGUAAAUAUUUUGACAAAUUCCGGUUCGGCACUGCACGAAGCGGCAUUGUGUGGUAAAAAGUCGGUGGUUUGUACAUUAUUACGAGCCGGCAUCGAUCCAUAUGCUGUUGAUGGUAAUGGCCGAACGGCAUUGGAUAUUCUAGUUGAUUACCCACCGCAUGUCACUUAUGAAAUUGUUUCGAUAAUUAAGGAUUUUUGCCAAGACAGCAGUAAGAUGGAAAAUAAAACCCAUUUCAUGCCAAUUAAAGAUGUAAAUGACAAUAAUACAUUAUCGAAUUAUGAGGAUGAUGCAAGAUGUGAAGAAAACAAAAUAAUGGAGCAACGGAAUUUCCAUCAUCAUCCGAAUUCUGUAGAACCUCCACCACAUUCAAUGACAAAGAAUUUUAUGGAACGCCAAAUAUCCAUCGAUCGUUAUACACCAAUGGAACCAAUACUAAAUCCAAAAACAACAAUACCAAAGAGUAAUCGCUCAACUCCAGAAACUAUACUAGAAUAUAAACCCGUCUAUACCACAAAUCUUCUAAAUCGUCGUUUGGGUACACUCAACACCGAAAAAAUAUUUCCCAAAUUAGAAACGUAUAGACAAAGUAGGUAUUUACAUGAAGUUUUUACCACACUUUCGAAAUAUGACAUCACUUUUGAUUUGAAUAUAGAGGAGGAAGAAAAGAUGCCGGCCGUCAAUUCCACACAAUAUUACUGUGUAGAUGAAUAUGUUGAAAUGAAAUUGCCCGGUGGAAGUGCCGGUAAUACACCCCGAACGCCAGUUGGUAUAGAUCACCAACCACAAAUACCGUUACCAAGUCCUAGAAAAAAUCUUGAAUAUUGCGAUUAUGCAAAUAUUAGUGUUAUUAUGGAUAAUGCUCAAAAUAAUAAUCGACGGCGCCAAAAAGAAAAUGAGCGAGAUGAUGAAGCUGAUUGUAAUAACAAUGAUAUUCAACCAAAGACAACGUCUAUACCAAGCAACAAUAAUUUCGAUACGAACAACAACAACGAUUCUCGAAGACAAAGUCAAGACAGAUCUGUACACUCGCCAACCCCCGAUUGUCCUCCACCAUCGGCUUUUCAAGCAGAAACCACAAUAUUCGAAUUUGUGAAACCACCACCGGAUAAAAGUUGGAAACGUAAAUCAUUACAAUUGCAAAAUCGCAAUUCCCAAUUCUACAAUAAUCUAAAAUCCUUUAUAUGGGAAGAACAAAUGGAGCCACCAGAAGAAGAACAAUUUGAUUCGAUAAGCAGUUCAAGGGUAUCUGAAUGUGUUGAAGAGUUUGUGGGUGAUGUACCUUUUGCCGGUUUGUUUAAAGGUUCUUCAUUGAAUUUGGCCUGCCCCGAUCCCAGCCAGGAAACAGAUCAAAAAAGUCAAGCCAUUGAAGAGUUGCCAAGUGGUUUGAGGUCUCCCAGUUUGGUUAAGUCUGUUAAACCAAUGCCCACAAAAAGAUCAUCUGCAAAUCUACAAACUCCCACCGGCAAUGAGGAAAAAACCAUAGAAAAUCUCAUAACAACAAAGGAAAUAAAAGACCCCAACACCACAAAUGAAAAUGAAUUUGAUUUUGAUGCCUCAAAGGUAUGGGAUGAGAUAAAUACAAUUUUUGAAAGUAUUGGAAAUGAAGUUUCCGCUGCCAAUAAUGAAACCAACAAUACAACAUUAGAGGCUAUAAAAGAUGAAUGUAAUUAUUUAUCGAAUACAUUGCGUAAAAAGACUUUAACCAUAAGAAAACCAGCUGAUUUGCUAUUAAUAUCACCCGAAGAACAAGAUAUCAAUCCGAAUUGGUGUCAUUCGGCCAACACAUUGAUAUAUGGUUAUGUUCUAUAUGAUGUUUAUUAUUUGGGUUCUACAGUCAUCCGAGAGUUACAUGGUACGGUCUCGACUAGAAAAUCCAUACAGAAGUUAAAACGUGAAGAGACACCUGCUCCCAUGGAGUACAAAGCCCAAGAUGGCAGUAUAAUAGAGGAUAUUAACUGUUCAACGCGAAUUCUAAAAGAAACAAACGAACAGACACGUUUGAAAGUUGGCAUAGCCCUGUCACAUGCCGGUGUUCGAUUUAUUGAUACGGAUAAUAAGAGUACCAUAAGUGUCCACGAUAUCGAGAAUAUCAAUUGUGUUAGCCAGGAUACAGAUGAUUUAAGAUAUUUUGCUUAUAUAACAAGAGAAAAGGAUACACACUAUUGUCAUGUCUUUAUGGUUGAUAGCUUGGAUUUGGCCACCGAAAUCAUACUAACACUGGGACAAGCUUUUGAGGUGGCCUAUCAAUUAUCGCUUAUCAAUCAAGAAGAAUCAUGUGCCAAUAAUUUAUCCGAUGAAUUAACAACUGUUGAGGAGGAAACUAAACGUAUUAGUUAUUGCGAUAUUGUGGAUAAUAUUUAA